AUGUUCUUGCUAUCUUCCGCAGCGUCCCUUCAUGGGCAUGAAUUUAGUCCUCAAGUCGAACAUAAUCCCACUCAAAGAAGAAAUACAUUGGCACGUUCAGCAUUUUCCAAACCUACUAUACCACGAAGAAAUACCACUUACGAAACCACCGCUCCAAGAAUACGUCCUGUUUUUCCAAGACCACUAUCUGAGUAUACUCCCACAGCCAGUGAACCCGUGGUUCACUUCGAGGAGCCAGAAUUGGAGGCAAUGAGCGAAGAUGGCAGAUCUGUGGCCAACUCCGAGGGAACUACAUCCACUGUUGACAUUCGGAAACACCGCAGACGUUCGAUUCGAACGAGUACUGCCUUCUCGAUCGCACAUCCUGCGCCAACGUUAACCCAAAAACAACGAUUAUUACAGAUCCGACCACGAUUAUUGCUUCAAUUACAACUACUCUCAGCAGCCGCAAGACCUAAACCUGCAAUUGAUGUGGUACCUUCUACAUUAGUAGUUCCUCGACUAAUAAACAAAUUUCCCCGUAUGUUCCGGGGUAAGGGCGAAUUGGGCGCGAACAAUGUGAUGGUAUUGAAAAGCGAAGAUUAUGACACAGAAGAUGGACAAUAUUUUGAAGAAACAGAUUCGGAUGAUGAAAGCCUAGGCAAUCGACAUUUGAUGGCGGUCAUCUGCCCUUUGGGAAAAGAUUGUGGUGGGGCGUCUGGGAAAACCGAGAUCGUAAUGAACGACGGCGCAGUUUGGGUAGCCACCCCUUUGAACAACAAUCUUUAUGAAUUCGUCAAAACCGAUGGAGAUGGGAACAUCACCACUGCCAGAUGGGUGAAGAAAAAUACGAUGCGAAAAAGCGUGGACUUUUCUGAAAGCACCACUAAUAUCAAUAACGACUUUAGAUUUACUUUCAGUGUUAUCAACCCUGCAACUCGCAGACAUCCAAUCAUGGCAACACUUACCCCAAACAAGCUUGACAUCCCGGAUCACUAUGUCUCGGUGUCCUCCUCAUCCGCUAUAUAUCCUCCUACCACAUUGAACAAUAUCCAUCCUAGCGACACUGCAAAUCUGAACUCGGAUCAGACAGUCUCAUCGGAAAGGAAUGCCGUCGCCGUGGACGAGAACUUGGAAAGUCUCAUACAGGUGACAAGCAUUUGGGUCGCUCUACGUCAAGGACUGUCACCAUACUUCAAAUACAGUGACUCCAUGGCCGCAACAGUGAGCAAUCCUAGUCAUGGGCGUGCGGCUUCAAUGUGUCGAGUCAGAUCGGCAUCCCUAACACCUGGUACCCCUCGCCACAGCUCAGCAAUGAGUUUUUCCAGUACACCUGAAUCAAAUGCCAGGAGUUUGGGUGUUCUCGGGGACAAGAUUCGACGCUCGGUGGUGCGAGGGAGCCCAGUUUGCUCUUCCUUCCAAAGUGAUGUAGAAUUUACAACAAAAACCACGCCGAAGAUGGCCGUAUCUACAGGGUCUGUCUUCAUGAGGCGGGAGGCAGCUAGGAAGGCAAUGGGUACCGUCGCGAGCACCCGAGCAAGUGACAGUGAAGGGGAGGUCACAUUUCAGGCGGCGAAAAGAAGAGCCACUGAAGCACUUGUGACUGAUUUUCCUACGCCAUCUGGACCUCUCACGUUAUCUGGGUCAGCAACUAGCACCCCAGAUUCGACCCCGACGAAGCCGCAGCGCCGAGUUCAGUCUGCACAUAUUCCCACUAGUGCCCUUCAGCAUAGCUUCACAAACGGGAACGCCAAUGGGCAUAAAGGGCAUAAUAGCCUUGACGUGAUGCAAGAUAAAAAAGCGCCUUAUCUCAAUCCAAAACCCAAAUCCGGUAAAUGGAAGGCUUUCACCAAUUUCUUUAGACGGAGUCAUAGCCGUGUUGCAUGAUAUUUUUGGGGUCGUUUGGGUGGACAUUGUACUAACAUGUUUAUUUUGGCUCUGUUGCCAGUUUGCCAUUCGGUUGGGCGUCUCUACUGUAUUUUUCGUUUUCCUAAUUGUUAUACGCAGCACUAGGAUACCACGGGUUGUAAGGGAGUUAGUUCGUUGUGGGAGCAUUUGGAUAUACAAGGAAGGCGUUCUCGGUUCGCGAUGCUUGUAUUAUAGAGAACAUUGGCAGAGAGGUCUUGCCUCCCGAUAUAAUGGAUUUUGGUUCUCGUGCGAACAUCCUCGCCCCGUUGGUUUCGCAUGGAAUGACUAAUGGCCAUUUCAGCCAUGCGUGGAAUUCGUGCUCCAGACCGACGAAUGUUGAUUAAUGGUAUAUGUAUAGGUAUAGGUAGCUCUCCUGCUGAUGUGGACGAUGGUGGCGGGCGUGAAUGGGUGAUGGCAAGUCGUACUCGGGUAGGCAGAUCCUCCACACGUAUCCUCUUGCGUACGGGGUCUUGCCUAUUCACCCUCACCCACCUGCACUUACAAAUACGAGUAAUGAGAAGCAGCAGCACCAGACCACACAAGACCACCCACCAAACCUGUGUUGCAUGCCAGAUUGUAUCCUCAUCUCCUCUGGACUAUUCCUAUCGCCCGGUUCCGUAUCUUCACUGUGUCUCGUAGUGCAUGGUUACUGAUUGAUCUUCACCUUCGGGUUGCAUACUGUACAGUCGGGUACAGGUACAGGCACGGCAACGAGUAGUCCGUCAGGCAAGGCUGUCAACCUUGUGCGACUAACCGCCAGAUCAACAGCACUGUAACUUGCCAUUCCCCCAUCAUCAAUCCCGGCACGGGAGAUAAUCUCCAAUCACAAAGACACCGAGGACUCUUGAGAGAGUUAUUGUCGGUCCCCCUUCGGAUUCGCAACAUUCAGCACCCCCCGCCUCUUGAACGUCCCUACUCUAUUCCACCCGUGGUAUGAACACCCCUUCCUCCGCUUCCGUCAUCCAUAGAAACAUCCCAAUAUGGUGCUGACGAGAUGGCAGAUUCAGAACGUCCUACCAAAGGGUCAAAGCGAUCGGUUGAGUCGAGAAGCAAACAGGGCGCGCAAACCGUCAUGGCAGGAGGGAUAUCGAAUGGUCGCACACAUCCACAAUUCCUUCCGACCAUGAUGCAGAAUGGAAGCGCAAACGAUGCGAUAUCGCGCGCGACGUCCCCAGGGCUGAGCUACAGCGUCAAUGGCGUGGAUCCAGAAAAGGAGAAGCGCUACCGUCCACGGACAUAUCCAUACUUUAAGCUCCUGCCGUACAAGGUCGAAGAGGAAGGCGAGAGAAAUGAAGCUCUAGAGGAGAUCUUGAAGCAGCUUUAUAUUGCGAUCAAGGCCGAGGAUAUUUCGCCGGGUGCCAUACACUGGACGAGGGAGCUCAAGGGAUGGCUGAAUCUCAAGUUCGAGAUCACGCGAACGACUCGAGUAAAGCUCGUUAAGCUGUAUUAUAUGCUUGCGCUAGCUCCCGGGGUAGAUUAUGCGGCUGCGGAAAGAUUUGAGAGCAUGUUCCGCACACUUACAAAGUGAGCUUAAGCAUAACCCCCAACCGGUGCUGUUUCGUGCCAGACUAAUCAGAUGCGAAUAGGAGAAAACACUAUCUGAAGCCUGGAGAUGAUCUUAUUCUGGAUUGGCGACCACUAUGGAAGGAAAUCAAGACAUUUGUAUUACCUUAUGAGAUACCAACACACCAAGCAGGACGAAGAAGGCCCCACAAAUCUGUUGCCAGCAUGUGUACUUUUGCAUACCAGUACUUUGAUCCUCGUGAAAGGCAGGCUAUGCUGGAUGAGAUUUUACCUUACUUCAGUACUUCCGAGAUCAACGGUGCUUUUAUUGUGAUGGGAGCACUUAACAUGCUAAUGCCUACACACCCCGCGCCCAAUGAACCAGGCCAGUUGCAGCCACAAGACUAUCUACCUACCUUCUUCCACCUAUGGUCGUUGGUAAACAGAUCGAAGGCAUUUGAUGUCAUGUUUUUCGAUAUCUUCUCGCGCUUGGCCCGGGACUCGUUGACUUGCGAACAUGUUCAGUUCUCCGAGUAUGGCAUCUUUACCAAGGACCAAUCUGAUCUUAUCUUUACAGCAUUACUCAGACUUACCGAGAUUCCUGUUGGGCAAGCAACUUCCCCUUAUUCUACACGGAUCGAUCAGCUAUCUGGUCUUGGUGUGUAUCUGGAGAAGGACAGAAAGAAGAACCCGCUGGGUUACUCCAUUGCUCGAUGGAUAGUUAUGUCAUUAUCACCCUCUUGUAUUGACAAGCCGGGAUCAAUACUCUCGAAUCUAGAAGGUAUGAUGGAGUCCAUCGACACCUUCUUCCAUCCAUCAAAUCAGGGUGGCUGGACCGAUAUGCUUGCGCAGAUAGUGUUCCACUUAGUGGACUUUUUCGUCAUGCGUUGGAAUCGAGAGCAAAGUGGAGAACUAGACACCCCCCCAGAGCGCCGAAUCAACGACGAAUUAAAGAGACGAUUUGUUUUGAGUUUGAAAGAAGUCAUGUUCAUGGGUCUGUUCUCCAAGAAAGCUAAGCCUUUGAACUACUUUUUUGCGGCCAUUCAAGGCCUCUCGUAUCUUGAACCUCAUUUGAUUUUACCUGGAGCUCUCCAACGAUUUUAUCCCUCCUUGCAGGGUCUGGUUGAGGUACAUCGCACACAAUCGUCUCUUUGUGGAUUACAAAUGACUGCAAAUGUAAUGUCCAAACACAAGGGGCUGCGGUGUCAUGUCACUGCUCUCUUGGCUUUAGCCUUACCAGGCAUUGAUGCAAAUGAUUUAUCCAAAACUCAACACACUCUCAAUUUCAUUCAGUCUGUGGCAUACAGCAUACCAUUUGCCGAUUUGACGAAAGAACAUGAUGAGAUCCAUGAUACUACGCUUGCCAUCCAGUGGGUGCAAGGUGAGAUGGAGCGCAUGGAGAGAGAAGGUCCGAAUGUUCAGAUCGACUACCGGACUGAGUUGAGUGACGAGGACGAGGCAAACAUUCUUCGGUCCUCCACUGCCGGGUUUGGAGAGUUUGUCAUGUCUUUACUUGGGAAGGUUUUCACCCUGCUGGAAAAUCUUCCCGAGGCAGCUCGAGUACGCUCGGGAUCUCCGGAGGAAGCUGUUAUCAACACACUACCUGCUGCUCUCACACCUCUGUUUGCUGCCCUCUCGCCCGCAAACUUCGACAAAGCUUUGGAAAAGGUGGCAGCGUUUGUGGGUGGUCAUGUGGUCCAUCAAGCUCGAGAUGCAAUGGCAUUUAUAUGCAAUGCUCUCUGCAAGGCCAAUCCAGCCAAGACUCUUAAAAUAUUUGUACCUAUGCUUGUUGUUGGGAUCAGAAAUGAGAUUGAUCACAAUGAUGCUGCCUCAGAUAGAAGCAGUGGUACUGACGUACUGCCGCGAGAUCGCGCUCUAGUGUGGCACAUUAGCAUGCUUAGUAUGAUAAUUGUCCAUGUUGGUAGUGGACUCAUGCCUUACAAGAAAGACCUUUUUGACAUUGCGCUAUACAUGCAAGAGAAGUGCCGAGGAAUUCCAACCAUCCACAUUUCGAAUUACAUCCACCACCUGCUCCUCAAUCUCACUCUCAUCUACCCUGUGGAUAGUGCUCUGUAUGAGCCUUCUGUAAUCGAGAAGGGCUUGGAUGUUAGUGACUGGGGUCGAUCCCUCGACCCGAAUGAUCUCACGAUCGAUUGGCAUCUUCCUUCCAAGGAAGAAAUCGAAUUCGCAGUGGAAUUGUUUGAGUCUCAAGUCGUGACCGCUGUAGAACGCUUGACGGACCUCAUUAGCGAAAAUCCGAAAAUUAGUAGGAAAGGAAAGAAUAAGGAAUGGUCGGAUGAAGUUUCAAGAAAUCUUUCCCAGAUCCGGCUCAUCAUUUCCGGCGUUGCCACUCUCUUCGACCCCAAGAAAGCCUCGGGACAAACUGAGAAGGACCGAGAUGGCGAUAGCAACAUGGAAGGCGCCGACUCAAGUUCCGAGGAUGAGAACCCACUUGCUGAGGCAGCUGAAGAUGCCGAAACGAGGCCUCAAUUUCAUUAUCGUGCAGGUUACUUACUCGAUGAGGAUAGUGAGACUUACGCCCACCUUCAUGCCUUGCGAGAAAAUAUCGGCCACCUUCUGUCCAAGAUACACAAUUUUCUGGUCAAUGAGCAAGAAGACGACGUUUCUUGCUUCACUGCUUUAUACUCCGCCUAUCGCACCUGGAUCACCGAUGUUGGCAAUGAGCGAUCUGCCCACAUGCUGGAACGUGUUACCAGACUUUAUUCAAGUGACAUUAGGGCUUUCAAGAUUAGCGGUCUACGAAAAGCUUACCCUAGGCCGCUGCUGGUGAGACGAGCAGGAAUAUAUCAUUUCCAAAGAGUGAAGCACAACUCUUCAGCGAGACACAAGUCAGAUCUGGAUAAGAAGUUGCUUUUGGAGCUGGCUGCAUCAUCAGUCUCUCUCUAUGCGGAAGUCAGAGUCAACGCCCAAUCAGCGCUGGAGGCUGCCCUGAAGAGUCUUUUGGCUGGUCGACCGCUUGUCAUUCCUCCACUUCUAAGCACGUUUCGUAAGGCUCUCGACUCGGACGAUUUUGACAGAAUAAAGGGCUCCUUGUAUACAUUACUUUUUGGAAGUCUCACCAAAACAAUUUCACGAGAUUGGCGGUUUGCUCCAGACAUGAUUGAGUUGUAUAUCAGAUCGGCUUCUGUUGACAAGCCAUCAAUUCAAAAGGUUUCUGGGUCGGCUUUGUAUGGUGGUCUUGCCGAGUUUGGAAAAUCUUUGGAACAUCAUAUGGUAAUCAGCCAGGAUCUUGUGGAAACAAUUGUGCCCAAGGAGGAUUGCGACGUCCGGAUUAGUACCAGAAAUAGCUUCAUCAAGGAACGUAGAAGCAAGGUGGAAGGAAAGAAGUCCGAACUGUCGCGCAAGCUAAUAGAAAUAUCAAAGAACUCGCACUGGAAGAUUGCAGGAAGAUGCGCCAUUUUCAUUAUGAACAGUGGUCUUCGAGUCCAGACUCUUGCGGAACCUGAUCUGAUAGAGAUGGCGGUCAAGGGCGCCAUUGAUGACCAUCCAGGCCUCCGCAUGAGCUACUCAGAGGCAUUCAUUCGCAUUUUCAAUCAUGUUGAAACCCGUGCUAUUUAUGGCCAUAGUGCGGAAAAAUUCAUCCGGGAAGAGGAAAACCAAAUCAACAGAAUUGAAGUCGAAGUAGAAAAUGGAGAUUCCGCCUGGACGGAAGCAUUUCUGGCUGGAUUCGAGAGCCCGGAGCUACCAGAGUACUUCGUCGACCGAGACUUUCCUGGAUGGCUUGUAUGGGGCAAGAAGUUCAAGGCUUUAGCUUCUCGUCCGGUUGAGUUCGAGGAUUAUGAUGAACUAGAAGUCAAGGUGCGAAAGCAGAUUGGCUCACUCUUGACGCGGGAUUGGUACAGCAAGUUUUUUGGAUAUAUGAAGCAAGAACCCCGUGAUACCUCAUCGGAUCGAUUCCGAGUUCACAAUGCUGGGCUCCUCAUUCAAACCUUUGAGCUUACUCUCAACGGCUCGUCUGCUGCUACUUUCGAGGACAUCAAAGACCUGAUCAAGACGACAUUUGAGGAUGGUACUGACAAGCACCAACAUCGUGCUACUGCUGAAAUAUUGGCUGCACUUCUUAUCUCAGUCAUGGAACGUCCACGGAAGGUCCGCGAUGAGGUUUGGGCUUAUGGUGUGCCAAUUUUGCUGGGCGUGUUCAGCGACGGCCUGACACCAGAAAAUAUGGCUUACUGGAUGACAUGUAUGCACAUGAUUAUUGGUGGGAAAGACCCUCGGCAAUCACGAGAAAUCUUCGAUUGGCUUGUCGCUUUCCGACUCGACAUGUCAUCAAAUGCGGCUUUCAAAGAAAGCUCCAAAGUACAGCUACUUACAUUUGCUAUUACAGACGCUGGUUGGCAUUUUCGACAUGAAAAGCCGAUUUUGGAAGACUUCCUUGCCCAUAUCGACCACCCCUACAAGGCAGUGAGAGAAGCUAUGGGACAGACUAUUGCUGCAAUCUAUCGCACGCGUUAUUAUGAGGCUUUCAAGGACGUUCCUACAUUACUUGCGGAGAACAAGGCAUCGUCCUCAAUAGGUAUCAAACCGUACAGUCCUACAGAGGCAUUUGCGUCAACUCUCAAGGAUGUCUUCCACCGACUCGAGGUUUGGCGUGGUGGGCGUACACCCGGUCAGCAGACUCCCUCUUCAUAUACAUCGGGGAGCAAGACUGUCCUGUUGUGGCUUGAUGAAACUUUACUGUCCUGGGAAUGCGUUCAACUUCUAGAUUACUUCCCUGACGUUUUCAUGGAGCAGCUUCUUCAUAUGAUGGAUGUCAAAGAAGAUCCCGAACUUCAGAAACUCGCCUAUCAAGUUUACCGUCACCUACCCAAUAUCCCUUUCCGUGCAGGUGAGGAUGGUGAUUUCAUCUCGGCUCUGAUUCGCAUUGGCAAGGUUUCAACCUCUUGGCAUCAGCGGUUAAGAACACUGAUCAACAUGCAAGUUAUCUAUUUCCGCCGUAUCUUCUUGAUUCGACCGGAACAACAACAAGCGAUCUUUGCCGCUGUUGCAGACAUGCUUGAAGAUACUCAACACGAAGUCCGAAUGGGAGCUUCCACUACCUUGGCAGGCAUGAUUCGAUGCUCACCUAUCGCGCUCCGGAAUAACAUCCUCUCUGCCCUCAAGACCAAGUUCACCGCUGCUUUACGAAAGAACCCCAUGCCGAAGAAGACUUGCGGGACCAGCACACCUGUGAACAGCAAUCAGCAAGUGAUCCGUCGUCAUGCAGCGGUCCUUGGAUUGGGAGCUCUGGUUAAUGCUUUCCCAUAUGCGACACCGCCGCCAGAGUGGAUGCCGGAGAUUUUGGCGAUGCUGGCGAGUAAGGCAGCGAACGAUGCAGGUGCGAUUGGGAAGACUGUCAAGACCAUCCUGGCGGAUUUCAAGAAGACUAGGCAGGAUACUUGGGUUACUGAUCAGAAGGUAAGCUUGUCUCCUUUUUUCAUGUGUGAUUGGUGGAAGGUGGAAGCUGCCGUAUUGUGGAGUCCUUGCUGACGUUGAGAAUCAUAGUAUUUCACCUCGGAACAAUUAGAGGAUCUGGAGGGCGUUCUGUGGAAGUCGUAUUUUGCGUAGAGAGAUGUCUUGCAUCGUGUUAUUUGAAGGCUGACCAUGGGAGGAAGGCAGGGGCAAGAAUGGGUUGUCACUUGUAUAUCACCUGUUCCGUGAGCGAGCAAGGGGUUGCUUAAUUGGCAUCGGGUCCUGGGGGGUCAGAGAUGUGGGCUGGUCGUUGCUGUUAAUGGUGGGGAUGUUUUGCUAGGCGAUGCUGAGUGAAUGGGAUGUGCAGAUGCUGGGCCUAGAGUCGUCGAGGAAGUCAGGGCUUUACUUGUGUAUAAAGGGGUGAUGUGGGUGUUUCUAUAGGGAUCGUGGGG
Molecule: messenger RNA, 9254 nt
Organism: Hymenoscyphus albidus
Lineage: Eukaryota; Fungi; Ascomycota; Leotiomycetes; Helotiales; Helotiaceae
Source: the annotation of a GenBank genome assembly